AUGCCUGACAAUCCACCCCGUCCACCUCCGCCAGCGCCCCCGCUACCGCCAAGCCUACACAAGAAGCAGACAAAAGAAUCAGCCUUUAUGCUAAAAGUAAAAAACGCGCCAGACGAUUGGUUCUACCAGCCUCCCGAGCCGCCGGCCCUGGUCGACCUCUUCGAGCCACCCACAGGACCUUAUUUUGUGUAUGGAACUUUGAUGGAUCCAAAGAUGCUAGCCAAUGUCCUUGGGGUGGAAGAAAAGCCCGAACUUCGACCUGCAAAAGUCGUAGGCUAUUCGCGUAAGCUCUGGGGACAGUACCCUGCGAUGCAGGACGGACCACAAGAUGCUGAAGUCGACGGUGCUGUUUAUCAUGUGCAGUCUGUUGCCCAUGCAAAGCGAUUGGGGGAUUACGAGACGAAUAGUUACAAGGCCAAGCCAUGCCUUAUCCAGUAUAUAGAUGGAAAGGAGCCUGUCGAGGAUUUCGGUUAUGUGUUCAUGUUCGUUGGUAAUCCAAGGGAUCUACAAGAGGGGGAUUUUGAUCUUCAAGUAUGGCUAAAGCGGAUGGGUCGAUAG
Fusarium sp. VM40 is the source of this 558-nucleotide messenger RNA. The record is from the annotation of a GenBank genome assembly. NCBI's taxonomy places the organism in Eukaryota, Fungi, Ascomycota, Sordariomycetes, Hypocreales, Nectriaceae.